AUGUUGGAAGGAAAAGGUGUGGUGCGAGAGACAGACAUGUCAGAGGAUAUGCAGAGCUAUGUUAUGGAGUUAGCUCACCAAGCACUCGAUGCACACGAAGUUUCUGAUUGCCAGUCCAUUGCUAAUUUCAUAAAGCAGAAACUCGAUCAAGCAUAUGGACCUGCAUGGAAUUCCGUGGUGGGCAAAGACUUCGGAUCUUGCAUUACACAUUUAUGCGGAAGUUUCAUAUUCUUUCGUGUGGAGAUGAUGGAAUUUCUCAUCUUCAAAGAUGGCAAGGACUUCAGAGAAAGCAGGGAAGAAGCUAUUGGAGUGCUGCACAAGGCUUGA
Molecule: messenger RNA, 327 nt
Organism: Abrus precatorius (Indian licorice)
Lineage: Eukaryota; Viridiplantae; Streptophyta; Magnoliopsida; Fabales; Fabaceae
Product: dynein light chain 1, cytoplasmic-like
Exons: 2
Coding region: 1-327 (108 amino acids)
Biological process (GO): microtubule-based process
Cellular component (GO): dynein complex
Molecular function (GO): dynein intermediate chain binding; dynein light intermediate chain binding
Source: RefSeq, a predicted model, not a curated record